CGUAAGCAUUGAAUGAGUGGUAUAAAGAAGCGAGAGGAUGGCGUCCGCGCGUAACCCGAGAAAGGUAAGCAACUGAGUAUGAUCCCUUGUCCCUUGCACGAAAUGCAAGUGCUUGGAUUGUUUUUAUUAAAUAUAUAAAACAGAAAGAUCAUCCACAAAAGAAACUGAAAUUAAGGCAUGUUUUAGAGUUGAUUUGUCUUUAGGUUUGAUGUGUCGUUGACGGCUAUGAGCUUGACUCUGAAUUGCGUGACUAGUAUUCAGAGAAAUAGAGACGUGAAGAUCAGUUUCUUCAACUUUCUAGUGCCAUUCAUGAGUAUAUAUUUGCGUGAUACGUUUCUGUUAUGUGCAGUGGUCUUGUCGAAAGGCACUGAAAUUCAGGCAUGUUUAAGUUUUCAUUAACCGUUUGCUUUUCAACAGUAACUCACGCUAGAUUGCGUGACUAGAAGUCUAGCAAGUGCGAAAACACCGUAUUUACUCGCAUAAGCGCCCGGCGCUUUUAUUGGAAGGGGGCGCUUAUUAAAGUUUCCUUUCAACGAACUGUAAUUUUAUUUUAGCUAAAUCUUUUCAAAAUAGAAAAACAAAAGCAAACAUUAUAAACGUUAUCUAUGUACAUAAAUGUUAAUUCAGGGUUAAGUGUCUUGUCCAUGAUAACGGCCCAUCUGCAGAGUAUGGCAGAACUCGACGAGAUCUCAUGAGUGAAAGGCCAUUUUUAGGCCCUUAUUGCUUAUAUAAUUAUUUUUAAAAAAACUUACGCGUGCACCUGCCAUACUCUGCAGUCUGGUAUAACAGUGGUUGGUAAUCAAGCCUGCCAUAGUUAGUACCAUUAUACACUUAGCACUUAGGUAUUGGUAUGUAUGUUUAUAAAAUAUUAAGUAUCUCAUCAUCCUCGUCAAUGAUAUGCAGAUCGUCCCCUUAAUUAUAUUAGAAAGAAAGUGAUGGAGAGGGGAGGGGUGCUUUUUUGAGGGAGGCACUUGCCUGAUAUUAUGGACUAGGGGGUGGGGGAGGAAGGUACUUAUUAGGAAGUGGGCACUUAUUCGAGGAAAUACAGUAUGUUUCUGCAAAAACAUGGAAUCUGGAAACAGAGGCGGAAAUGGAAUAAGGAAACAAACUGCUUCAUCAUGAGAAUAAUAAGAAAGCAAAGUUUUGCAUUUCAUAAUUUAAUCCUUUAAAAUUACCAGUCUGGUUCCAGUUUGAUCAAGAGUGGUCAAUCAGAAAUAAUUUAAGACAGAAUUGUGACAUCCAUUAUUUUUAACAGUCUGCCUUUGGUUAAAUUGGCUUAAUUGUUAUUGUCUCUUGGGAAAUCAUGAGAAGAGGAGAAGUAGAAUUACCAUUUAAAUACUAUUAAUUUCAGGGAACAAGUCAGGAUGUUCAUCUUUCUAAAGCUCUUUCCUAUAUUUUGCGACAUGGUGCAGCUAAGGAGGGUCUUCCAAUGUCAGAAGGUAAUAUUUCUUAAGUUUUCUUAAUGUGGCUUUAAUGAUUUAAUAGUUUAAUUGUGAGAGGCUGAGUCAACAGUACUGAAAAUGAACCAAUUUUUUACGUGGAAGGUUUUGUCUUCGUUGAUGGUCUUUUGAAACUGAGACAGUUCCAGCGAUAUUCCGAGGAUGACAUCAGAAGAGUUGUGGCUGAUAAUGAUAAGAAACGCUUCACAUUGAGAGAUGACCCAGCAACAAACAGACUGCAAAUUAGAGCUAAUCAAGGGCAUACUAUCAAGGUGGGUGAUCUCACUUUCUUAAUUAACCCUUCAACUCCAAUUAACCAGGAUGCAUAUCCCCCAUCCCAGGGGGUAUACUCCAGAGUUUAGUUGAUGGGGAUCAUGGUAGGCUUUUAUUGGGUUUGAAAUUUUUCAUUUCCCAAUUCUUUUGGGCAGCGAAAUUUGGCAAUUUUUGACUUUGGGGUGUCUUGAUUUAAACAUCUUGGGCUUCCAUUCAGUAUUCGAAACAAUGUGCAUUAAUUGGUGCAGUACCAUGAGCGUGCAUUUCAGUUAACAGAGUAUCCAGGUGUUAUGAGAAUUUGGGGUUAACCCUUUAAGUCCCAAUAUCCACAUACAAAUUCUCCAAACUGAUCUCUAUACAUUUCCUUAAAGAAUGAGUUGAGAGAAUUUGAUAAAAGAUUAAAGUAUUUUCUCUUAGGUGAUCAUUUUAUUAAUUCUCAUAACCCAAUCUCUUGACAAUCUAUGUCUAUCGUUAUGAGAAAAUUGAUGUUGGUCACUAUUGGGACUUAAAGGGUUAAUGCCUGGUCCAGGGAUUUUUUAGCUUUCAUUGGAAGCCCUAAGAAUUUCUUUGAGUUAGAAACGCUGGAAUUUCUUGUAUUAUGCAAAUAAUUAUUUAUGUAUCUGGCUUACAAGAGUAAACAAUAUCAUGAAAAUAAUUUGGAAGUAAAUGUCCGAGAAUUUUAAAAUCUUGUGUUCGUUGAAAAAAUCAUUGGUACGAGUAUCAAAAGAAACUUAAGAUACUACUGUGAUCAUCUUUUUUUGCAAAACAAUAAUCCGACUUAAAUAACACUGAUAUGUUGAUCCCCACAUUUAAAUGUAAUAUAUUACAUAGGGGUAAACUAGACUAUAGUACAAAGUGCAUCCAUCAUGGAUGGAUGCAUCAAGGAUUAAAGCACAAAAAUACUGUUUCUUUCACACAUUCAAUAGAAUUAAUAUUGUUGCAGUGUGAAUAGAUACUUGUAUAUCAAGUGUUUGCCUUCUUCGGUGUGGCCUAAAAACCGUAAAAUUCAAUGUUUUAAAGUUAGUGGACAGUUUAUUAGCUUGACACCAUUGUGCUCAUUUCAGAAUUUAAGAUUUUAAGAAGUAAAUUAAAAUCUUUGUGGGAAAAAAAAAAUGUUUGUGUCAGUCAGCAAAAAGAGUAAAGUCCACGACCUUUGGCACAUUGCACAGAUCAGGGGGGCCUAGUAUGGAGCCCUGAGGCACCUGACACUUUAUUUUGCAAAACUCUGAACUGAUACCAUUAAAUUCCACAUUUUAAUGUUGCUGUUUAGGUGGAUGAUUUGGAGCUGAACCCCAUAACAGACUAUUCAGAGGCACCUGUAGUUGUGCACGGCACUUAUCACGAGUGUUGGCCUUACAUAAAAGCCCAGGUAAGUGAAGUGGUAAUGUAGCAAAGAGUGAUUUCCAAGUUUGCCAAAUUGAGGUCAACUGCAAAAUCUUGCCUGUUAAAUGAGUUUAAUAUGUGUAAGAAUAUAAAAUCAUUAUUUUCAUUUCUAAUGUCUUCACAUUGAUUGCAUGUCUUUUCGAAUGUCUAAGACAAAUUAGUUAUGUCAGUCCUAUUAUAUUAUUUUUCAAGAAUGAGUCCCUGGGAGAUUUGCAUGAUAAAAUAAGGGCAAUUAAAAAUGUAUCUUUAAAUAGCUGCAUGGGUUUUUUUAAGAGGUAAUACUAACAGCAUUUAAGUCUAAUUUGCUCACACACCUGUCCAAUUUUUGUCAUUUAAAACUUGACUUAAAAGUACAGCCAUUAUGUAACCUAAGAGUUCUGUUGCAGUUAAUUUUUUAUCUCAGGUAAUAAAAUUAUUUUUAUUUUUCUUUUGUUUCAACUUCAUUAGCAUACAUUGCCAUACCCAAAAACAAAAGAAAAACAUAAAUCACCUGAAAUAAAAAAUUAACUACAUAGGUUCUACCAAAGCUUUUUAUACUCCUCUUCCUUAAGCUUGGCUCCUUUCUUUCAAUUCUCCUUCUCCGUACACGCUUCUUUCACAGCACUGAGUGAUUUAUAAAAUAAUGUUUUGGACUGAUAAGAACACUUAAUGUGUUUCACCUUAGCCUUUUCCUAGUUUAAGUGGCUCAAUUUUUUUGACAAUUUAAUGUUUUUCUCAAAAAUCUAGCUAGAUCUGUUCAUGAUCAUGUAACAAUUAAUUAACCUGUGUGCACUACAAGUGGUGAAGUAUACGUCUGUACUAAAUUGCCACAAUUUCGAGCCUGAUUUUAUUAUUUUCUUAACAAACCAAAUUUCUUUGACAUAUCACGACCAAUAACUUUUCUAGGCUUCAGUUAAAUGCAAGAAAGCUUUCCAAACGUCCUUGCAUAAGGUAUAGGGGAUGGUUUGAAUUUUUAUACUGACAAUCUUAAAAUAAUUUGGUCAUCUGCCAGGGCUUGUCAAGGAUGAGCAGAAACCACAUUCAUUUUGCACCAGGGGAGCCUGGAGAAGAAGGAGUCAUCAGUGGUCAGUUUCACCUUUUUAACUAGUAGUGGAUACAUGUACGCACAUUCGAUCAUGCUCCAUGGAAAAUUUUCCUAUACAAGUUUUAACUGUAAAUUGUCAUUGUAACAUGAAGGGAGCCUUAUACGUGACUCUUGAACUACUCUGAAAUUCUCCUUUAGUUUCACAAGCAAAGACAAAAUGAGGAGAGUUUUUAAAGGAGUUCAUCAAAAGUCACUUGAAGUUUAUUCCUCUAAACUCCGGCCCUUCUUUGAUAAAAGAUUGAUAUGGUCAGGCAGACUUUGAAUCCUCUCCACUUUUCUUAUAUUAUAUUAUCAAUAAAGUUAAUACUCCCUAACCUAACCCUUUACGUCCCAGUAUCAACAUGCAAAUUCUCCAGACAGACCUCCAUUCAUUUCCUUGAGGAAUUAAACUUAAGAGAAUUUGAUGAGAGAUCAAAUCUUUUUCCCUUUGGUGAUCAUUUUAUCAAGUCUCUGAACUCUUUCUCUUGAUAAUAUAUUAAUACUGUUAGGGGGAAAUUGAUGUUGGUCAGUUCCCCCCAAACCCCCCACAGAUAUGAUAUUUCUGAGGGGGUGACAUAAAUGAUAACUUUUCUGAAGGGGUCAAUACUAAGAGUAAAGAGGGAGGUUUUUCUAAAGGGGAUUAUGUCAAUUUCUGAUGGGUGGAAUUACCAAGAAUAAAUUCCUCAAGGGAUAAGGGGAAUAACAUGGCCACAAAUUCUGAAGGGUAUGCAACAAAAAUAAUACUUCUUUGUGGGCCUCUAAGAAUAGUUUUUUUUAAAGGGAUUAAUAGAAUUUCGCCUGGAAACAUUUUCUGAAGACCUCAUGUUUGUUUGGUUAUUGAAUGAAUGGCCGAAAGAGAUGCAGUCAAACCUCUGUGUACAUUCUCUUGUAUGCUUACAGCCAGUCACAAGCAACCACCUAUCCAAAAAAGCCAAAACUUAAGACAAAUUCUGUUUUCCAGGCCACAUCACCAUUGUUGGGGAUCACUCUCUUGUGAGUGACCACUCCCUGUGGGCAACUGCUGAAUUUUGGCAUGGGGUGGUUAUAAAAUGAAAUUGCAGGAAAUACUCAUAAACAAAGCUCAUUUUGAUUUUCUUAGGGAUGCGGAAAAGCUGUGAAAUAAUAAUCUUCAUAAAUCUUCAAAAGGCUCUUAGUGGUAAGAAAACUAAGGCAUAAGCCAAAUGUGGAACUUUUCAUGAGAAAAACCAAACUUAGUGAGUUAAGUUCAUGAAAAGUUCAACAUCUGGCCCAGUUAAGUUCGUCUGAAUGAGUCUGGAUCGUCCAACACGUUCUAUCCAUCUGCUUCAGACACAUAGACAUCUGAAAAUAAUCUUUCGGACAAAUGUUGAUCCUCUCAUUCGGCGAACUAAACUAAUAAAUUAAAAAUUUGUAAGAUAAUGUAUAUUUUGCCUUGUGCAGGAGAAAGUUUAUUACUGGCUGGCUAAAAUUGCUUUUCGGCCUUAUAUUCAGUUGAUUGGUUCAACCCGUCCUAAGUUUGACCCAUGCCAGCCUAGACCUAAAAUGCACUUUGCAACAAACAUACAUAAAUUGUUAAGCUGGGAGUUUUUAAUCUUGUGUAGUCACAGGUGGCCCAAGCUCAAAAUGACCAUUGGCACUGUUGCAUAAUGUUUGAAAUAUCUAACAAUUAUUCUGCGAGCCCCAAUGGACUAUUGACUCAUAGGCCAUGAGGGAGAGAGGAAUAAUUUUUGUUAUAGUAAAAUGCAACUAGUUGGUCAAAAAUAUCGAGAAAAAACAACUUUAGCUAGCAAAUCGCGAUUCAGCUGCCAUUGUUUUGGUUUUCAAAGCUGGCGCUUUACGCUACUAGUGGACUAUAACAUAUAGCCUAGUAUAGUAGUAGUUCAACUAUUAGAACGCAGCAUUGAUAAUAGACCACUAGUUGGACUUUACUAAAAGGAUUUGUAUGGUGAAAAAAAAAAAUUGAUUUUUCUGUAACAUACGAUUGUGGAAGGAUUUUUAAAGUUGUGUGUUUCCUCUUUCCUGUGUGGUUCCUGAGCCAGUUUAUGGCUAUUGUAUGUGUUUUAAAUGAGCUGGUGUUUUCUCUCUUUUAUAAAGCAAAUGUUAUGCAACAAUGCCAAUGGUCAUAUUUUUGGGCCAUCUGUUGUUGUUUUUUUUUAUCGACACUUACAUAUGUAUAAGAUCUCUUCCAACCUCAUAUGCUACAAAUGGCAAAUUAAAUAUGACACUAAUUAUUUUCAACUUAUAUGUACUUGCACAUACCGUAUAAAAAAUAAUGAUAUUAUAAAUCAUGCAUGCACAAUCUGACAAUAGAUUCAUUUUUUCCUCAGAAAGGAGAUUGCAGUUUCCUGGCUUUGUGAAAAGAGCAAUCACUAGAUGGCAUAAUAAAAAAAAAACUAACAUUACUUACAUCACAAUACCAAGAAAUAUCCUAUCCUAUAACAGACUAUUUUAUAGAUAGGAAGAGUAUUGUUUCUAACAAUUUUUUCCUCCUCUACCAUUUCAAAGUUUCAUUAAUACUUCAUACCAACAGCACAGUUUGUAAAUAAAUUAUCUUACUUUUCAGAUGGCUUCAAAUUCUACAGAUCAUCUAACAAUGUGUUACUUUGUCCUGGAAAUGAGGAUGGCUUCCUUCCUCCUUGCUAUUUUCAGCGAGUUAUGCAGACUCGGCCAAGUAAGCAUUUCCAGAUUUUUUUGUUCGCUGAAUUUAGCUCAGUGUGA
Messenger RNA from Porites lobata, 6855 nucleotides. Lineage: Eukaryota; Metazoa; Cnidaria; Anthozoa; Scleractinia; Poritidae. The record is from the annotation of a GenBank genome assembly.